Molecule: messenger RNA, 639 nt
Organism: Porites lobata
Lineage: Eukaryota; Metazoa; Cnidaria; Anthozoa; Scleractinia; Poritidae
Source: the annotation of a GenBank genome assembly
UCAAGAAAACUGGGCAGACCAAGAAACUUGAGGCCAAUUGAUGAAUAUUUUGCUGUUAUGUGCAGACUCAGACAAGGCCUACCUGAAGAACAUCUUGCACAUCUUUUUAAAGUUUCAGUGUCUACAGUAAGUCGGGUUUUUAUUACCUGGCUUAAUUUUAUGUACCUAAGGUUAGGACAAAUCAAUAUUUGGCCUUCUAGAACAGCUAUUGAGAUAACUAUGCCGGAGGAUUUUAAGAAAAAAUAUUCAUCGACCAGAGUUAUUAUUGACUGCACGGAAGUUAGGUGCCAGAUGCCAAGUAGUCUACAACUGAAUGGUGAAUUGUUCAGUAAUUACAAACACCAUACAACCCUUAAAGGUCUAAUUGGAAUCAGUCCCGGAGGUGCCAUAACCUUUAUAAGUCAACUCUACACUUGAAGCAUUUCAGAUCGGGAGAUAGUUGCGAGAAGUGGUUUCCUUGAUUUGCCUUUUGAAGACAAUGACUCAGUCAUGGCAGAUAAAGGGUUCACCAUUCAAGAUCUGUUACCACUGGGAGUUUCCUUGAACAUUCCCUUUUUUCUAGGAAGUUCUAGCCAAAUGCCCGCUGAGGAUGUUGUGAAGACUCAAGAAAUUGCCAGCUUGCGCAUACAUGUAGAACGU